Triticum dicoccoides is the source of this 2367-nucleotide messenger RNA. Its product is annotated as probable alpha-galactosidase B. Bases 112 to 2337 code for a protein of 741 amino acids. Lineage: Eukaryota; Viridiplantae; Streptophyta; Magnoliopsida; Poales; Poaceae. Gene Ontology annotation, biological process: carbohydrate metabolic process. The record is from RefSeq and is a predicted model, not a curated record. Gene Ontology annotation, molecular function: hydrolase activity, hydrolyzing O-glycosyl compounds. The transcript is spliced from 14 exons.
UACCACACCGCAUCGCGUAGCACGACACGACAUUCCCUCUAUGCCCCACCACAGGGAGUCCCAACUCCCAACCUCCACCUGCAUCAAUCAUCCCUCGUCCAUCUCACCACCAUGCCACCUGUGUCUCCACUCCACUCUGCUCAGCUCACCUCCAUAAGGUUUGGCAUGGAACUGGGACUGGGAGCUCCAACUUCUCCGCCGCCAUGGCGUGGCCAUCUCCUCUUCCGCGCGCUCGUCAUCUUCCUCUGCCUCUGGGUUACAUCAUCCGAGACAAAUAAACAACAUGCGGAACUACCACCAAGAGGAUGGAAUUCCUAUGAUUCUUUUUCUUGGACGGUUGAUGAAAAUGCAUACUUGCAAAAUGCAAAGGUUUUGGCAGAAAAGUUACUACCACAUGGAUAUCAGUAUGCAGUUAUUGAUUACCUGUGGUACCGAAGGUAUGUUGAUGGGGCAUAUACAGAUUCGUAUGGGUUUGACAACAUUGAUGAGUGGGGUCGACCGUUUCCUGACCUCCAAAGAUUUCCAUCGUCCAAAUAUGAUAAAGGGUUCAGUCAAAUUGCCAAUAAGGUUCACGAGAUGGGCUUGAAAUUCGGCAUCCAUUUAAUGGAAGGAAUAAGUACACAGGCUGUUAAUGCGAACACACCCAUCUUGGAUAUUGAGACGGGAAAACCCUAUGUAGAGAAUGGUCGGCAAUGGGCAGCUCGUGACAUUGGCCUGACCCAUAAAACAUGUGCAUGGAUGCCACAUGGAUUUAUGAGUGUAAAUACGGAUAUUGGAGCUGGACGGGCCUUCUUAAGAUCUCUUUACCGACAGUAUGCGGAUUGGGGUGUUGAUUUUGUGAAGGUUGAUUGUAUCUUCGGUACUGAUUAUAGCCCGGAAAAAGUAAUAACUGUUUCACAGCUCCUGCGAGAGCUUGACCGCCCAAUAGUACUAUCCAUCUCACCAGGAACUGAAGUCACUGUACCAUUAGCUGAAAACAUCAGUGAACAUGUUAAUAUGUAUAGGAUAACAGGAGAUGAUUGGGACAACUGGAAAGAUGUUAGUUCACAUUUUACUGUGUCAAGUGCCUUCUCUGCUGCGAAUAAGAUUGGGGCCGCCGGAUUACGAGGAAAAUCUUGGCCAGAUUUAGACAUGCUUCCAUUUGGCUGGCUAACUGAUCCGGGUGUCAAUCAGGGCCCUCAUAGGCCAUGUAACCUUACAUUUGAUGAACAGAAAGCACAGAUGACACUUUGGUCAAUGGCUAAGUCGCCUCUCAUGUAUGGAGGAGAUCUGAGACAUCUCGACAAUAGUACAUUCGGCAUCAUAACCAAUCCUACUCUAUUGAAGAUAAACUACUACAGUAAAAAUAACAUGGAGUUCCAUUAUGUGUAUGGUGAGACGUCUUCUAAUACCAUACAUUCUGGUCACUUGAGUUCUCGAUAUCCUGUAAACCUGACAAAACAUGAUGGCAUGGUCGUGGGUCUCACUUCCUGCACCAAUGGCCAAGCUAAUGGAUGGUUUGUAUUUCCACAAGAUGGGAAGUCAGAUCAUAUAUGCAGGAUCUAUGAAACAGAGAAUGGCAAAAAUGUCUCAUUUUGCUUGGGGAAAACAAAACCUCUUCUUGCCUCGGAUGAUGAUAUCAUGGAAAAGGAAGAAGACCAAACAAAGUUCCAUCUGGCAGUUGCAGAUAUUAACGAUUCUUGUUUGGAUGCAUCUGCUAGUCGGCGGCGGACUGCCUCAGAGGUUAAGCUUCCCAUGUUCUCCAGGUGCAAAUGGCAUGCAAAGCAGAUGUGGGAGCUGAAUGACAAGGGUAACCUUGUGAGCAGCUAUUCAAGAUUAUGUGCCACAGUAGAAUCCAGCAAGGAAGCAGUAGGUAUUACUGGAGCUCGUGCAUGGAUUGCAACUGGAAGUAAAGCAGCGUCGGAGUUGCAGGGGAGUGCGCCAUGUUCGAGACCUCGCCGUCAAUGGUGCGGAAGCAGGGAAGAAGAAGGGGUCGUGGUGCUGCAGAAGAGGAGAAGGUCGUGGGAAGAUGACGGUUGCCUGGAUCCCCAGCCACUUGGCGCGUGUGGGCAGAACGAGUGGCCGCAUGGACCCAUGAGCAGCGGUGCGUGCCGAAGGGUCCGGCGGAAAGGUUCGGCCGGCGCGCCAUUUAUAAACACUUCCCUUUGCAUAAUUAUGGAUCAACUCAGGGUUAUGAAAACAUUGGGUUGCACUGAUAUAGAAGGGCCACAGAAAAUGAGGAGAGGGCAACAGAGGAGCCGGACUGCCUGGGUGUGGUCUCUUCUGGUGCAUUUCGCAAACAUAUUUUUUUGGGUGCAAACUUUGACAAAUGUUUUGAGUGCUUGCAAAUUUUCAUAAUGUUUUCAUGGAAGUCAUUAAAAAAAUCAA